Suillus fuscotomentosus is the source of this 1421-nucleotide messenger RNA. Its product is annotated as DOPA-like domain-containing protein. The record is from RefSeq and is a predicted model, not a curated record. NCBI's taxonomy places the organism in Eukaryota, Fungi, Basidiomycota, Agaricomycetes, Boletales, Suillaceae. The transcript has 5 exons. Bases 187 to 1200 code for a protein of 337 amino acids.
ACAGACUUUUUCCCAGGUACCGACCUUGAUUCCGCCCUCCUUACAGCCUUCAAGCUUUUGCAUGGCUCAUCUCUGCUUCGUAUUUAUCUCAUUUUCGGCGCUGCGGACGUCUGAGCAGGCAGCUUGUUCAGCGACAAAGUCGUCCCCACAGAUCUGCCGCACAGCCCAUAUGUGUCCGACUAUGCAAUGAGUGGGGAUACAGCAAACUGCAGGGCGACUAUCUCCCAUACGUCUUCAAUGUAUACAAGUGCCACAUAUUUGAAGUCUUAUGAACGGGUUCUCUCAUGUUGUCAACUGCUUCUUCACCGACACACGGCAAUGAAAUUUUUUCAAUGGCAUCAUAUUUUUCUGCCACAUGAUCAUGUUCUUUUACCAAGUUCCUUCAUGCAUCAAUACUCGUAUGGAGAACUUCAAUCAACAUUCUUGAUCAAUUGGAGCAUGAUAUUGCAACAAUACCUGACAGUCGCUGCUCGAGGUAGAGGGAGUAGCGGGCUGUUAACUCAGCGCUCCUCAAGCUGCCUGGACCCGGUGACCUCUUUGCUGAGUGAUCAUACAAUUGGUGACAAAUGCUUACUCAUCCGCACACCGUCUGUAUCGGACUCCACCUGCUUGUUCCAAUCUUAUAAGGCCUCUCGCGUUGACUCUACUCUUGUUACCAUCGUCGUUCCUCCUAACAACAUCGAUAACCCCUAUACUACAGUAAACAUGAGUCAGUGGCCAUCUCUUUUAGCAGGGUAUGAAGGUGCAGAACCCCUUCCAACCACGAUCAAUCCUGACGGGAAAUCCCUGCACAACCCACCUGGUCCUCGCUCAGCCUCCUAUGACGAAUUCCCGAAACAAUUUAAUCCGUCUAAGAAUGGUUUCGACUUCCACAUUUAUUACAUGCCCGCUGUGGCUGCUCAGGCGCAAUAUGCGAAAGAACUACACGAGCGUGUAAGGAGGGAGUUUCCAGAGUUGCGGAUAUAUAGGCUCUGGGAUAAACCAGUCGGUCCCCACCCUACCGCCAUGUUCGAGGUAAAUACAUUCAGUCCCCACCAGACGGGAGCAUUAUUUUCGUGGCUUGUCGUUAAUCGGGGACCUUGCGACGUUCUCGUCCACCCGAACACUGGCGAUGCACUCAGAGAUCACACAGAGCUGGCGACGUGGAUCGGAAAGACAUGGCCAUUGUAUGAGGAAUGUCUUCGCCCUACUCCAAGUUGAAGAAAAUCAGAGCAUCCUCUACGAAGAUCCUCCGUCCUCUGUAUCAUCAGUCUUCCAGCAGCAAGGCACUGCUUGUUUAUGUACACUAGAUAUACUAUAUCAUGGCUUACUGCGACGUUUGGUGAUAUAUCCGUAACGCUGCGGCUCAGUUUCUUGGCCGGGUCUGCAGUUGUUCGCUGUUCUGCGGCCUGCAAAUUCAAUCCACUUUCAUAAACGUUUAA